Messenger RNA from Paraglomus brasilianum, 210 nucleotides. NCBI's taxonomy places the organism in Eukaryota, Fungi, Glomeromycota, Glomeromycetes, Paraglomerales, Paraglomeraceae. The record is from the annotation of a GenBank genome assembly.
AUGAAAGAAUGUGUAAAAAUAAUGGGCACAACAAAAUGGAGUUUAUAUUUAGUUUUACAGGAUUCUCCACUGUACUAUAUGCCAAUGACAGAUAUGCAAACUCCUAACAUGCUCUGCAGUGACUUGGACAAUGAAGGAUACAAAGAGUUGACAUUGAGUUUCCCUAUACUCAACAUUCUAAACUUCCACUCUACCAUCUUGGAUAUUUGA